UGGUUGAGAACUUGAGGUCUCAGCUUGAGGGACGAGGGGUGGGCUGAUGUAUCACAUCGUUGUGAUCACCCUUGUCCACCCCACCGGAACGACUCGCGAACCCCUCUUGGUACAGACGUAGACUUGUGGGUGUGCACUGCGAGGUUCUGGGACCGAGCGACUUCGGUGUCGUUACAGACCUGGCGUUUGCUCUCAAGGAUGCUCCAAGACAGCCUAUGAACUGGAGGACGACCUCUGCGACCAGCGAGGCAUAUUCCGAAGUCGUGAGGACGAUGAGCUACCCAGGCCUAAGUCAUUCGAUACCGGACUGACUCUCCUCGAAUUCGAGCGUGUGACAACCUACAUGGUUAUGGAAAAAAAGGGGUCCAGCGAUCAUAGCGCGUGCCCACUUAGCGGUCAGCUCCUGGUAACAACACCUGGUCUGUGGUAUUUCGAGAGCCUCAUAGUGGCCGCCGAAUCACGAAUCGAAAUAUCCCAGCUCAAAUAUUGGAAGCAACCGGUAUCCCCAGCUGAGUCUCAAGGCACCGACGAAUCAAUCUACUGGGAAACCGAUUCGCACCAGCCAACGAAAGUCCCCUUCUACACACAAUCUUGAACAGAACACAAAGCCCC
Messenger RNA from Sphaerulina musiva SO2202, 612 nucleotides. RefSeq lists its product as uncharacterized. The record is from RefSeq and is a predicted model, not a curated record. The coding region runs from base 344 to 595 and encodes 83 amino acids. NCBI's taxonomy places the organism in Eukaryota, Fungi, Ascomycota, Dothideomycetes, Mycosphaerellales, Mycosphaerellaceae. The transcript has a single exon.